GCCAGCAGAGGAGUUUUUCGCGGAAGGCCCAAUUCCUGGCAGUCCGAAAAACGCAUGGGAAACGGGUCCCGAGCAGCCGGGCGACAGUUUGAUGGGGACAAUGUUUCAAAGGAACAUGGAAGCAGAGUCAGAAAAUGGCGUAUCAGCUCCCGUCUUAGAUUCGCAAGAUGCAAGUCGCGAGCGGAGCCUACACCAGGUUUCACAGGUCGCGCCUAGCCUAUCAUCAACACCGGUGCCUGCUUCCGGUUCAUUAUCGGCACGGAGAAGAGGAGCAGUGCUAAAAAAGAAGACGUCAGUAAACGACAUGUUUCUGGAUAGAACAGGAAGUACGGAAGGCGCGCCGAGCAAUUACACAGGUCAAGAAACUGCGAGGAGCGCAAUUUCACUUGCCGAGACGGCGCAGACAAAGAGCAAAGCCGCAGUCAUCGGCA
Messenger RNA from Amoebophrya sp. A25, 431 nucleotides. The record is from the annotation of a GenBank genome assembly. NCBI's taxonomy places the organism in Eukaryota, Dinophyceae, Syndiniales, Amoebophryaceae.